CUUCAACCCGAAGAUGGCGCAGAGGUUCUUCAACCUGGUGCUGCUGCCGGCCGUCAGGCAGAACGUCGCCGAGUACAAGAGGUUAAAUUUCCACUACUACCGCUCUCUUCGGAAGUCCAUAUUCAAGCCGGCCGCCUUCUUCAAGGGCAUCGUGCUGCCGAUGGCCUCGGAGAACUGCACCCUGAGAGAGGCAGUGAUACUGAGCUCGGUGCUGGGCAAGGCGGCCUGA
This is a messenger RNA of Prorocentrum cordatum, 229 nucleotides long. The record is from the annotation of a GenBank genome assembly. NCBI's taxonomy places the organism in Eukaryota, Dinophyceae, Prorocentrales, Prorocentraceae.